Messenger RNA from Lycium barbarum (goji berry), 2727 nucleotides. RefSeq lists its product as uncharacterized. Gene Ontology annotation, biological process: proteolysis. NCBI's taxonomy places the organism in Eukaryota, Viridiplantae, Streptophyta, Magnoliopsida, Solanales, Solanaceae. Gene Ontology annotation, molecular function: aspartic-type endopeptidase activity. Bases 1 to 2727 code for a protein of 908 amino acids. The record is from RefSeq and is a predicted model, not a curated record. The transcript has a single exon.
AUGGUGAGGACUCAAGGGGAACGUAUUACGGACCUCGAAGCAGCUGUCGAGGGACUGAGACAGCUAAAUGAUACUGUGCCCGCUCUGAGGGCCAGUAUGGGUGAAAGGAUGGAUGACCUGGAUCGAAAGACAACGAUGGCUAGCAACGACAUCGUGCACAUGAGUCGUGAUUUUGAGGGAACACGACUGAUUGUGGAGGAGUUGCGACAAGGAAGGACUGAGGAUGCAGCUACCAUAGCUGUAAUGCAACAAACUAUUGAUCAGUUGACGGGCCAGCUUAAUAUCUUCCAAGUGGCCCUAAAUGGAGUACUCCGAGGAGGAGGAAAUCAGGGUGGGGGCGCUGGGAAUAAUGUGCCUGCGCCCCAGAAAAUCAAGAUACCGGAGCCAAAGGCCUACCACGGUGCUCGAAAUGCCAAGGAAGUUGAAAAUUUCAUUUUUGACGUUGAACAAUACUUUGAGGCCGUGGGGGAGUUAGAGGAACCAAAGAAGGUAGCAACUGCUACCAUGUAUUUGCAAGGUGAUGCUAAGCUUUGGUGGCGGGUAAAGUUUGAGGCCAUCAGGGCCGGGGAAGAAAAUCUAACGACAUGGGAGGAACUAAAGGCGGCUAUCCGCUUGCAAUUCUUUCCAGAAAAUGUCGAGUACAAUGCGCGCAGGAAGCUCAGGGAGCUGCGCCAGACCAAGUCAGUUAGGGAUUAUGUGCGUGAGUAUUCCGCACUCAUGCUGAGUAUUCGGGACAUGAGUGAGAAAGACAAGCUUUUCACGUUCAUGGAAGGACUGAAGCCGUAUGCCCGCGCAGAGCUGCAAAGGCAACGGGUGGAUACAGUGACAAGGGCCAUGCAAGCUGCUGAGUGCCUUGUCGACUAUCAGGUGGAGCCUCGAAAGGACAAGCCACAACAACCUCCUAGGGGAGGGAAUACAAGAGGGGGCCAACACAACAACUAUAACAAUAACAACAGGGGUGGCCCUAGUAGAAGUGGGGGAGACCGAGGGUCUAACCAAUCUAGGGCCUCCUCGUCUGGCAGUGUGAGUGUUGCGUCUCCAAACAAAAAUCGUGGGAAAGCGCCCUAUGUUCCAAAGGGCGGAUGUUUUGAGUGCGGUGGACCGCACAUGAGGGCUGAUUGUCCUCAGGUUAGAAAGUUGAAUGCUGCCCAGCAGAGCCAGGCAGAGGAGGAAAUCGAAGAAAUAGAGGAAAUGGAGGAACCCAUGGGUGCCUUCACUCAAUUUCUCAAUGCCAUAUGUCAAGAAGAGGGCGAGUCUAGUGCCAGCCUUCGCAAGAAGAAAGAUCCUACUCCUGCUGCCACAAAGAAGGCCCCAAAAGAGAAACUCCAACGUUAUGUUAGUAAAAGCAAAACUUUGAUGUUCGUUGAUAUGCGAGUGAAUGGUAAGCCCGUUAGGGCCAUGGUGGACACAGGUGCUACCCACAACUAUCUAGCUUCCACUGAGGUGGAGUAUUUUGGGCUUGUGGUGGAGAAAGGCCGGGGUCGCGUCAAAGCAAUCAACUCCCCCGCCAUACCAGUUGGGGGAGCGUCAAAGGGAGUGCCGUUCAAGUUGAGUUCUCUAGAGGGAAAGAUGAAUAUGUCCAUUGUCAUCAUGGACGACUUUAAGCUGAUACUGGGAUUGGAAUUCAUGCGGGAAAAUUAUGUCAUCCCGUUUCCAUUUGCGGAUGCACUGUUGGUGUUGGGAAUAAAUGGGGCCAAGACUUGUCUCAUCCCUGCACUACCAGGAAAGAUGAAGGACGGGAACAUCUCCGCAUUUCAACUGAACAAAGGAGUCAAGAGACAAGAGCACACGUUCUUGGCUACCUUGUGUAUGGAGGAUAUGGUGCGUUCUUCUGGGCCUAUGCCUAUGGUCGUGAAGAAGCUCCUGAAGGAGUUCGAAGACGUGAUGCCACAGGAGCUGCCAAAGCGCUUGCCGCCAAGGAGGAAUGUGGAUCAUGAGAUCGAGCUGGUGCCGGGCGCGAAGCCUCCUGCUCGUGCACCUUACAGAAUGUCACAACCCGAGCUCACCGAGCUUCGGAGGCAAUUGACGGAAAUGUUGGACGCAGGGAUUAUAGUGCCAUCAAAAUCUCCGUAUGGUUCACCAGUGUUGUUCCAGAAGAAGCAUGAGGGAACGUUGAGGCUAUGCAUUGACUAUCGUGCCCUUAACAAGGUCACGGUGAAAAACAAAUAUCCCAUUCCCUUAAUCGCUGAUUUGUUUGAUCGCUUGGGACAAGCCAAGGUAUUCACCAAGAUGGAUCUGCGGAAAGGAUAUUAUCAAGUCCGUAUUGCCGAGGGCGACGAGUCUAAAACAACCUGUGUGACUCGAUAUGGAGCAUUCGAAUGGUUGGUCAUGCCAUUCGGCUUGACUAAUGCACCCGCUACUUUUUGUACUCUCAUGAACAAACUCUUCCACCCAUUUCUUGAUCAGUUUGUUGUGAUUUACCUCGACGACAUCGUGGUAUAUAGCAACAGUUUGGAAGAACAUAUGGAGCAUCUUCGCAAGGUUUUUCAAGUAUUAAGGGAGAACGACCUGUGCGUCAAGCGGGAGAAAUGCACCUUUGCCCAGCCACAAGUGCAAUUCCUUGGGCAUACGAUCAGCCAAGGAGAAAUCAGAAUGGACGACGACACAAAUUCGGCGAUUGCGGACUGGCCGCCGCCCAAGGAUAUUCAUGGCUUGAGGUCAUUCCCUUGGUUUGUGCAAUUUCUAUCGCCGGUUCGUGAAGGUUAUCGCUCAUUGCUGUGCCGUUGA